UGCAUUCAAGCGUCAAAUGGAGAGGUUGGUAAAUGACUUAAAGAAUAUUGCAGAGGAUACAGAGGACAGGAUUGGGAAUAUAGAAGAGCGAGCAAACGGACUGAUAGAGAGCUCAAAUCAAAUCAAAGAAUCUUUAUCGUUGGUUGAUCUUCAUACCAACCAAGUGGCUCAUACCUUGAAAAAUGUAGGAAAUCAUGUGGAUCUUGUGUUAACCAACUCUGAAUCAAUUUAUGAGCUAUCUGCGGGGAUAGCAACUUCUCAAGGAGAACUUCGUGAAGGGCAAGGAAAGAUGCUUGAAACAUUGGAAGAAGGAAUGACAAUGCUUUAUAAUUCUCACAACAAACUAGAUCAGGACAUUAGUCACUUGGGAAAUAAAACGGUAGAAAUACGAAGUCACAUCAUUAAGGUUGGGGAUUCAAUGUCGUCGCAAUUGAGUAGUUUGCAAACCACAGCCGAAGACAUUGGGAAUGUAACAGAAGUUACUCUUGAUAAGCAAAAUGAACUUCUGGCCGGACAAUCAGCAGCUGUUGAAGGUCUUCGCAGACUGAAUGAUUUUAUGUCUCAGGCACUUCAGGAAAGCAAGGUUAUUAUGCAACAGUUAGCUGAAUUUGGUCAUAAGCAGCAAGAAGAGCUUCUGAAUCGACAAAAACAACUAGGUCAAACUCACGACCAUUUGGUCCAGAAUUCGGAGAAAAUCUUGGCAGCUCAGGAAGCCUUUGAAUCUAAGCAAGCAACCAUGUUUCUUGCAAUAGACAAGCUCUUUGCUCUGCAUAAUGCUAUUCUGCUCGAAUCCCGACUAAUCAAAACAUUCAUUGUGUACUCGAUAGCAAUUUUUAUCAUCUACAUGUUCACCAGUACCAAGCAAACAUACACCGUGAGAUCCAGGCUUUAUAUGGGGCUAUGUGCUGCAUUCUUGAUUGAAUUCAUCAUACUGAAGUACUGGACAAAUAGCAUUGAUCGUCGUGAAUCAGUGACAAAUUCGGUCAGGCUGGUGUUUAUGCUUCUUGCUUUAGUUCAGCUUCUACAUGCAAUUUAUAAAUACAGGGACUACGAGACACUGAACCAUGAGAUGCUGCUAACACUAGUAGAGAAGUUCAAUGUCAUGCAGAAGCAGAAAGACUUGUCACAUGAUAUGGACAGCGACGAAGAAUGGUCUGCAUGGAUUGAUUCCGACUUGCCAGAAGACGUCGGCCUAUUGGAAGACCCUGACUUUGUGAUUCCAGAGGAAGUCGGAGAGAAUUCGAUUGUAUCCUCCACGACUACCAGAAGAUAUAAUCUACGCAGUCGACAUCGUUAGCAGUCUUCAGCAUUUUAUGUACUAUUUAUAGUGAUGAAAAGUUUCACUUCCUUGAACUG
This is a messenger RNA of Daucus carota subsp. sativus, 1356 nucleotides long. Its product is annotated as protein GAMETE EXPRESSED 1. The record is from RefSeq and is a predicted model, not a curated record. NCBI's taxonomy places the organism in Eukaryota, Viridiplantae, Streptophyta, Magnoliopsida, Apiales, Apiaceae. The transcript is spliced from 5 exons. The coding region runs from base 17 to 1297 and encodes 426 amino acids.